UACUGGUUUGUUUGUUUUCACCACAGUUGAGUUGAACUUCUUCUGCAAAAAGCACAAUGAAUGCUUUUCUCGAACUCGUUUUGUUGCUGCUCACGAUUAUCUAUUCAUACUUAGAGAGUUUGGUUAAACUCUUUAUUCCACUUAAGAGGAAAUCUGUGAAAGGGGAAAUUGUUUUGAUCACAGGAGCUGGUCACGGCAUAGGGAAGAUUACAGCAAAGAAAUUUGCCAAGCUACAAAGUGUGCUAGUGUUGUGGGAUAUUAACAAGAAAGGCGUGGAGGAAACUGCUGCAGAAUGUAGAAACAUUGGAGCAGUGGUUCAUACAUUUGUGGUGGACUGCAGCAAACGUGAGGACAUAUCCACAGCAGCUGACAAGGUUAAACAGCAAGUCGGAGAUGUUACUAUCUUGAUAAACAAUGCUGGGGUAGUUAACUGUGCUGACCUUCUUACACUUGAGGAUCAACAAAUACAAAAAAUAUUUGACGUGAACAUUCUUGCUCACUUUUGGACCACAAGAGCAUUCCUCCCAUCCAUGAUAAGAAAAAAUCACGGACAUAUUGUCACCAUUGCAUCAUCAGCUGGGCAUAUUGGAGUUGCUUUCUUGGUUGACUACUGCUCCACCAAGUUUGCUGCAGUUGGUUAUCACAAGGCUCUGACAGCUGAGUUAUCAGUCCUAGGGAAAACAGGAAUAAAAACCACAUGCCUUUGUCCUGUCUUUGUUGACACUGGCUUUGUAAAAAAUCCAAGCACAAGAAUUGCUCCUACACUGAAAACAGAAGAUGUUGUUAACACGUUAGUCGAUGGAAUUCUGACUAAUAAGAAGAUGAUUUGUAUCCCUCCCUUUGUGUCACUGACAUCUUUUAUUGAGGUAAUCCUACCAGAACGUGCUUUGAAAGCUUUGGGCAAAUUCCAAGAUGUUAAAUUUGAUGCCAAAGUUCACUGCGCCAACAAGGAAAAAUAGUUCCAGAUAAAGAAAAGGAGAGUCUUCCUAGCACCAUAAAUAAUGAACUAAACCAGUUUUAGAAAUUAAUGUUAUGGAAUGGUUAAUUGUUCCAUCUAUUUUGUGAAGAAAGCAAUAAAAUUGUGAAUUAUUUUGUGAAAACCAAAUUUUGAUUUAUUCACAGGGCCCUAUUUAUCAAAUGUCUUGCUGACCUGAUCCGACAGUGCGGAUUAGGUCCGCAAGACAUCGCUGAAUGCAGAGAGCAAUAUGCUCUCCGUAUUCAGCAUUGCACCAGCAGCUCACAAGAGCUGCUGGUGCAACGCCGCCCCCUGCAGACUCGCGGUCAAUGGGCCGCCAGCAGGGGGUGUCAAUCAACCCGAUCAUACUCGAUCGGGUUGAAUUCUGGCGAUUCCUGUCCGCCGGCGGACAGGGUUAUGGAGCAGCAGUCUUUGUGACCGCUGCUCCAUAACUUGUGUUUCUGGCGAAUCUGAAGACUCGCCAGAAACACGGGCCAUCAAGCUCCAUUCAGAGCUUGAUAGAUAGGCCCCACAAUCUUAAUUCUUGUGUCCAGAUUUUUAGACUUAAAGUGAUUGUAAAUCCUAGCGUUUGUGAAACGCUAGGAUUUACAAUUAUCAAAUAAAGGGGACUUUCAUUCAUGAAGUAUAAAAUACUUCAUGCUGUAAGCUCCUUUAUUUGUUACCAGCGUUCACCGCACUGAGCUGUUCAGGCAGCCCAUAGCAGAACACUAUUUGUUCUAAGGUGACGUGUCCACCUCUUAGCAAAUAGCUGUGCGCUCCAACUGGUGCCUAGCCGGAUAGCCUGCACGGCUAUUGGCUAAGAGGUGGAAACAUCACCUCUCAGCAAAAUAGCGUUCUGCCAUGGGCUGCCAGUUCAGUGCGGCGAACGCUUCCAACAAAUAAAGGAGCUUUCAGAAUAAAGUAUUAUAUACUUCUUGAUUGAAAGUCCCCUUUAUUUCUUCCAAUUGUAAAUCCUAUCAUUUCACAAAUGCUAGGAUUUACAAUCACUUUAAAAACAACUUGAUUUUACUUUAAAGCUAUUUGGUUUCAAUGCAUAAUUAAAAAAAUACUUCAAACUGAAAAACAAAAUUCAAUUGAGAAAAUGUUACCAGCAUUGUAGAUCUUUAUUAAAACGCUGAUACUGCAGUGAAACAUAUUUUUUAUAUUUUGUUCCUUGUAAUAAAAUCUGACAUUAUACUUUGUGUACUGUCAGAACUAAUUUUACUGGCA
Molecule: messenger RNA, 2185 nt
Organism: Bombina bombina (fire-bellied toad)
Lineage: Eukaryota; Metazoa; Chordata; Amphibia; Anura; Bombinatoridae
Product: 17-beta-hydroxysteroid dehydrogenase 13
Exons: 7
Coding region: 57-959 (300 amino acids)
Cellular component (GO): lipid droplet
Molecular function (GO): oxidoreductase activity, acting on the CH-OH group of donors, NAD or NADP as acceptor
Source: RefSeq, a predicted model, not a curated record